Messenger RNA from Paramuricea clavata, 432 nucleotides. The record is from the annotation of a GenBank genome assembly. NCBI's taxonomy places the organism in Eukaryota, Metazoa, Cnidaria, Anthozoa, Malacalcyonacea, Plexauridae.
AUGUCAGCAAUUCUCCUCCUAUUUACCAACAAAGUGAGAACUGAUUCUGAAGAGUACAUUUAUCCAGACAUUGAUAAAGUCAACGUAACCAUUGAGGGUGUGCCAAAUGCUGUCUUCUCCCAGGGUCUUCCCAAAAACAGGUUCUUUGAAGAGGCAAAGCGAUUCUUCUGCCCUAUGUGGGAGAAAUUAAUGGCUGACGAGUUUAUGUCCAUCAGCAAGUUCUUCAGCAACGGUUUCGCUCUAGUGAUCGAUCUUAGGUCAACACAAGAUGAUACCACUGGAGGAGGCAAGAAAAUAGUUAACACACAGUCAGGCGUACUCCUGGAAAUCAAAAAGAGAGCCACAACAGCUGACGUUCAAUGCAACAUCUUUGUUGUAUCAAAUGCUCUCCUCAACUUUGCCAAUAGAGAUCUCUCAAGUAUUCAAUACUAA